Molecule: messenger RNA, 6118 nt
Organism: Amphibalanus amphitrite
Lineage: Eukaryota; Metazoa; Arthropoda; Thecostraca; Balanomorpha; Balanidae
Product: trithorax group protein osa-like
Exons: 20
Coding region: 182-5815 (1877 amino acids)
Biological process (GO): positive regulation of DNA-templated transcription; regulation of transcription by RNA polymerase II; chromatin remodeling
Cellular component (GO): SWI/SNF complex; nBAF complex; nucleoplasm
Molecular function (GO): nucleosome binding; DNA binding
Source: RefSeq, a predicted model, not a curated record
AGUACGCGAGGCCUUGGUGGAGUGAGGGAGGGUAAAGCUGUGAGUGGAGUGGAGAGUGUGCAAGUCCAGGCGUUUCAGUGGUGCAAUUUCUUGCGAUGGUGUGUUAAUACUGAUCGGGGAACAUAUGUGAUGCUGUGAAGCCCUUUGUAAACUUGAUGGAAAGAGAGAACGCCGUCGCAACAUGGCUGCGACUCAGGCUCAAACUGACGGUCCACCACAAAUCCACGCAAAUUCAAACAAUGUAAGCGAAAAAGAAGCUGCUGUGGCAGCGUUCACGAAUGGUAGUGAUGAUUCUGGGAUGGGCUCAUCGUCGAAUGAGAGCUUCACACCCGGUAAAUCGAUCACGCCCCCUUCAAACCCAAUCUCCACAGUUCCUCUGCCUGGAAUGGUGGGCCAGCGUCCGCCCUUCAUGUCUGCGGGCUACCCGGCGCUGGUGCAGCACCACCCCGGCUACGGACCGGCGCCGCACCACUACCCGAUGGCGGCUGCCGGCCGGCCCAACCACCUCUACCCACCGCAGGCGUACGGACCGGCGCGGGGCUAUCCAGGCGCCCAGUGGGACCCGCAGCACCAUCCGCAGCAGCAUCCGCAGCAGCACCAGCACCCGCAGCAGCCGCCGCCGACGGCGCCCCAGCAGGCGGCGCCGCCCGGCCAGCAGUCCCCGCAGCAGCCGCCGCCCUCAUCGACGCCGUCCCAGCCGUCACCGGCGGGCGGGUACCCGUCGGCGCCCGGCCGGCCCCAGCAGCCGCCGACACCCACCCGGCCGGCGUCCGUCAGCUCGGAGGUGGGCGUCGGCGACUCUGCGGGUAGCGACUGCGCGCCGGGCGCCGGGAGCCAGGGGCCACGGCCGCCGCCGUCCCCCACCAGCUCGGCAGGCUCGCGCUCCAUGUCACCGGCUGUAGGUCAGCAGAACAUUCCGAUGCCGCCGCGGCCGCCCAGCUCUCAGGAGUCGGCCGGCGGUCAGCGGCUGGCGCACUCGCCGCACGCGUACCCGCCCCAGGCGGGACCCCCGCCGGGCGCCGCCGCCGCCGCCGCCGCGCCGCCCGGCCUCGGCCACAAGCCCGGCUACCCGGUGCCGCACCCUCAGUACGGCCAGCCGGGCGGCUACCCGGCCCAGUACAACAGCCACGUCAUGUACGGCCAGUACGGGCGGCCGGGCGCGCCUGGCCAGCCGCCGCCCGGCCCGCCCGGACACUACCCCUACCAGGGGCAGUACCCGCAGCAGCACUGGGCAACCGGCGGCCACCCGCGACCCGGUCCCGGCGGCAAACCGCUGCACAUGCCGGGCGGCGGCGGUCCGCCGGGCUCCGCGCCGCCGGCGCCGCACUACCUGCGCCACCACCUGCAGCAGAAGAUGGCGUACGGCGCCAACGGGCCGAGCAGCGGGCCCAACGGACCGAGCGCCGGACCGCCGCCCGCCGCGGCCGCCGCCAGCCAGGCCUCGUCAAUGCCGCCUCCUUCGAGCGGUCCUCCGCCGCUGGCGCCGCCGCCCCGGCCGGCCUCUCAGUGCAGCGACGGCUCGCAGCACUCCCAGCCGGCGUCCGGCGGUCCACCCGAGCUCUCCGGACCGUACAACAACCACGGCCCGCUGCCGCCCAUCGGACCCGACGGCGUGCCCAUCGACGAUGCGUCGCAGCACAGCACGCUCUCAAACACCUCGGCCAAUUCUGAGGACCGCGCCCGCUCGCCGAAGCCGCGUGUCAAGGAGAACGCCGGCAGCAGUCACCCGCCGACGCCCAUCUCGGGCAUGGCCUCACCGGGCGCCGCCAGCAUGACGUCGGCGCACGAUGAGGCGGAGAACAACGUGGCUAGUCCCGGCGGGCCGGCCUGGCCGCGCUCGCCCGUCUCGGUCUAUAACCCAAUGCCUUCAAGAGAUGCUUACCCAGUAUCCAAGAACUCCCGCUCCGUGCGCCAGCAGAAGGCAGAGAGCCUGAACCGUCUGUUUGAGAUUGACGACGCGCCCGGCCGGCGCGAGUGGGUCAGCCGCUUGCUGGCCUUCAUGGAGGAGCGUGGCUCGCCCAUCCUGCAGUGCCCGACCGUCUCCAAACAGCCGCUCGACCUGUUCAAGCUCUAUCAGUUCACCAAAGAGCGCGGCGGGUUCGUCGAGGUGACCAAGAACAAGACGUGGAAGGAGAUCGCUGUGCUGAUGGGAAUCGGAGGCAGCUCCAGCGGCGCCUACACGCUGCGGAAACACUACAUGAAGAACCUCAUCUUCUUCGAGUGCCACUUCGACCGCGGCGGGCUCGACCCGGCGCCUAUCCUCGCCAAGUACGAGACCAAGAGCAACAAGAAGAAGGGCGCCGCCUCGCCCGGUCCCCAGGACUCAUUUUCUAACUCUGGCUCGAUGGACGGCUUCCCGUCUGGCUACCCUGGCUACCCGGGCGGCGGCGACUACAGUAACGGUCCUUCCGGCCAGCCGCCACCACAAGGUGCCUCCGACCGGGUCAGUGUGUCGAACCCGUUCGAGGAUGGUCACUACGAUAGUGCGUACGGCUCUGGCUACCCGGCUGGUUACAACAGCUACCCGGGCCACGGCUACCCACCGCAGCCGGGUUACGGUCACUACCCGCCGACCAGCGGCGCGCCAGGUCAGGAGUACCCGCCGCCGCCACCGGGACCUCCGGGGGCCGGGCCGCCGCCGCCGCCCCAGCAGCAGCCGCCCGGGCCGCCCCAGCAGCCGCCCUACAUGCAGUACCCCAACAGGAGCUACCCGCAGCCGCCGACCUCUGCGGGCCAGCAGCCGGGCGGCGAGCACCACCGGUACCAGACCGGCCCGCCGCCGGGCCCGGCCACCUACGGGCCGCGCCACAUGUACCCGGGCCACCAGCCGGCGCCGCCGCCCGCCUCUGUGGGCAGCCCGGCGGCCACCCCUCCGCCCGUGUACAGCAGCGCCGGGCCCACCGGACCGCCGCCGCCGCCGCCGCCGCCGGUCGGCUCGGCCCCGCCGGCCAGCGCGCCGCCCGGCUCCGGUCCUGGCCCGACGCCGGCGACCGGUCCCGGCGGGGAGCCGUACCCGGCCAGCACGGCCUCCCAGUACCCGAUGGCGUCUGGCGUUAACUUCAGCUCGCAUCUAGCCAAGCAGCUUUCCGCUCCCCUCAACCCCCGCAGCAGCCCCAUGACGCAAAUGUCGCCGUCCAAGCCUGACUAUGCUCCGGCGCCGACGCUGGCCAAGCAGCUGGCGGCGCCACCCCUGGUACCGCCCCAGGGGCCCGGCGGGCCGACCCCUAUGGGCCACCCGCCGCUCAGACACCCCAUUCCGUACGGCUCGGGUCAGCACGGCGCCGCGCCCGGUAUGCCCGCGUACCGGCCCGGUGCGCCGCCGAGUAUGGCCAGCGCGCCCGGCCAGCCGGGUCAGCGGCGACCGGACGGCGCGCCGCCGCCUCCGCCCGGCGCCGGCCCGGCCGCCGCGCCGCCCUACAACCAGCACCAGCAGUACGGCGGCUGGCGGGGCGGCUCUUACGGCCAGUACGGCCCGCCGCCGGCGCCGGGGUGGAACGGCAACUCACCGGCGGCCGCCGCCAUGGCGCAGCCGAGGAUGCCCAUGAGACCGCCGUACGGAAAGGACUCCAAGCCGUAUCCUCCCGGCAAGCCGGGGAUGGCUCUGGGCAGCAUGUCGAAGCACAACUUCCCGCCGGACAGUGUGGAGGCCACGCUGCCCGUGAUGGCCAAGCGGCGCCGCGGCACACGCGCCGACGUCUGUCCCGUGGACGGCUGGCGGCUGACGAUGGCACUGCGCUCCGGCCAACUGGCCGAGAGCCGCUGGGCGCUGGACGUGCUGCAGAUCCUGUCGUUUGACGACACGUCCGUCUCGUGGCUGGGCCUGGCGCACAUGCCCGGCCUGCUGGCGGCGCUGCUGGAGCACUACCGGCAGACGCUGGCGGCCAUGUUCGCGCGGCGCGCCACGCCCGUCUCGGUGGGCUGGUACGAGGGUGGCGUCGCCGGCGCGCCGCUGCCGCCCGAGGAAGAGCCCGACCUGGGCGUGUGCGGCGCCGCCGACCCCGACGACCGUACCGCCGUGCUCAGCGGACCCGACUUCACCCGCACCACCCGGCGCGGCCUGCCCGUGACCUUCGACCCGUGUGACGACACCAUCCUGGUCUCGGACCGCAGGAGAUCCUGGGAGGUGGACGUCCUCAGCGCCGACUGCGCCUGGGGUCACAUCGAGACGCAUAUCAGGGUGGAAACGGGCCGGCUGCCUCUAAUCCGUCGACUGCGCGACGGCAAGAUCGCGGAGGAUCCGGCGCCGCAGCCGGCGGAAAAGGCGGAGUCGAAUGAAGCCAACUCGGAGUCAAAGAAGUCGGAACCGGAGUCGACGCCAGACCGGCCAGUGGUCAAAACUGAGCCAGUCGAAAAGGCGGAGGCUGACGGCGACUCGAAGUCGGAAGCCGACACCAAGGACUCAAAGGCAGCGCUCGUGAACGGCGAGGUGAUACCGGGCUUCUCCGCGUUAGACUUUUUCCUGUCGCGUCUGCGCAAGGAGGCGAAAUCAACAGCGGCACGCAAAGCCGCGGCGGCGAACUGUGAUGAAACGUCGAGCGCGACGUGUGAAAACGGGGACGGUGGCGACGCGGUCGCAGUGAAAGCCGAACCGAUGGACGCGACGCCCGACGUCAAACCGCCGCUGGUCAACGGCGACGCGUCCCCGAGCGAGCGCGGCGAGCAGCCGGAGACGGCGGAGUCCAAAUCUUCCGCUGCGGAGUCAGAAGAGGCGACGUCAGCGCCGCCGCCACAGCUCGAGAUUCGAGACCCGGACGGCACGCUGAAGCGAAAGCGGCCCGACGAUGAGGAAGCCGAGUGCUACCAGCGCGACGAGUCGUCACUCUACCUGACGUCCACCACGCAGGAGAACAUCGCGCAACGGUGUAUAGCCAUCAGCACCAUCUUGCGCAACCUGUCGUUCGUGCCGGGCAACGAGGCCGAGCUGGCGACGGAGUCGCUGCUGCUGCUGCUCGGCGACCUGCUGCAGCUGCAUCACCGACAUCCAGCGCGCGCGGCGAAACACAAAAAUUACGACCGCGACGAGGAUGCCGACUUCCCGGAGGCGUGCACGGCGCUCAACAGCGACGAGUGGUGGUCCGAGUACCUGCCGCUGCUGCAUGAGAACGCGCUGGUGACGCUGUGCAACGUGUCCGGCCAGCUGCACCUGGGCGGCCACGAGGAGGCGGUGGUGCGACCGCUGCUGGAUGGCCUCCUCCACUGGCUCCAGUGUCCCAGCUCGUAUGCGGCCGACCCGUUCGCCUCGUGCGCCGGCUCGCCGUCUCUGCUCACCUCGCCGCAGCGUCUGGCGCUGGAGGCGCUCUGUCGGCUCUGCGUGCACCCGGAGAACGUCGACCUGAUGCUGGCGACGCCGCCGCUGUCGCGGCUGGAGCGCAUCUGCGAGCUGAUGGCGCAGUGGGUCGGCCGCGCCGAGGACCAGGUAAAGCGCGAGAUGACGCUCAACCUGCUCUACUACUUCACGGCCGCCGACGAGCGCGUGGCGCGCCUGGUGGCCAUGCAGAGCAACUUCGUGCCGACGCUGGUGCGCUUCGUGGAGACGGCCGAGCACAACGCCAUGAACGUGGCCAGCACACAGGGUGUGAACGCGCUGCGCGAUAACCCCGAUCUGAUGGGCACCAGCCUGGACAUGCUGGGCCGCGCGGCCAACGUCCUGCUGAGCCUGGCGCGCGUGCCCGCCAACCGGCAGGUGCUGGUGGCGCGCGAGCCGCAGCUGCUGGCGCUGGUCAUGUCGCAGAUUCUCGACCAGCGCGUCGCCUCUGUGCUCUCUCAAGUACUGUUCAAAAUCUCUCGGCCGUCGCCGUCCGAGGCGGCCGCGUAGCGCGCGGGGACCCAGCGGCAGCCGCGGCCGCCCGCCGACGGCACAUGUGAUGUAUGAGUGGCCGCGACCUGUCCCUGACUGUGUGCAUGCGUGUGCGUGUCUGUUUGUUUUGUAAAUAAGCGACUCGAUAGUGCUAUUUUAACUGUACAGAGACGGCAAUCUGUAAGCGGUUUGACCUUCCGGUCACGUGGUCAUGGCUAUCGUAAUUCAUUUAUACAGUUCGUUAUAACCAUCAUUUACAUGUCCAGAGAACGCUUCGUGGAUGUGAGCUGUCGGUUUCAUGAAUAAAUGUAUAUCAGUUUA